AUGAGUACUCCCAAUAUAAAUAUAAAUGUCAACAAUAACAACAAUAAUGUGGGUGCUGGUGGAAAGCCUACCCCAAAACGUCCUAUCAGGAGGGGUGGCAAACCGCCUCCUGAUAGGCCGCAAAGAGCUCUCUUCUGCCUUCCACUUAAAAAUCCAGUUAGAAAGCUAUGCAUUGAUGUGGUGGAAUGGAAACCAUUUGAAUACUUGAUACUUCUAACCAUUUUUGCUAACUGUGUAGCACUUGCUGUGUAUACUCCUUAUCCAUUUGGUGAUUCAAAUACCACUAAUGCAUAUUUGGAAAAAAUUGAAUACAUUUUUCUGGUGAUUUUUACUGCUGAAUGUAUCAUGAAAAUCAUAGCUUAUGGAUUUGUAGCUCACGCAGGUGCAUAUUUAAGAAAUGGCUGGAAUUUGCUCGAUUUUACUAUUGUUGUUAUUGGAAUGAUCAGUACAGUUUUACAAAAUAUAACUAAUGAAGGAUUUGAUGUUAAAGCAUUGAGAGCCUUUCGAGUUCUGCGGCCCUUGAGGCUUGUUUCUGGUGUACCAAGUUUGCAAGUGGUUCUCAAUUCCAUAUUGAGGGCAAUGGUACCUCUACUCCAUAUUGCCCUACUUGUUUUAUUUGUGAUAAUAAUAUAUGCAAUAAUAGGUUUAGAGUUGUUUUCUGGCUGUCUUCAUAAAACUUGCUUCAAUAAUGCUACAGAUGAAAUGAUGGAAGAUCCUCACCCUUGUGGUGAUACUGAAGACGCUGGUUUCCAAUGUCCCAAGGACAUGGUUUGUAAAGAAGGUUGGGAUGGGCCUAAUUUUGGAAUAACGAAUUUUGAUAACUUUGGAUUAGCUAUGCUGACUGUUUUUCAAUGUAUUACAUUAGAAGGCUGGACAGAUGUUCUUUAUAAUAUUGAAGAUUCAUUAGGCAAUUCUUGGCAAUGGAUGUAUUUCAUAUCAAUGGUUAUACUUGGUGCUUUUUUUGUUAUGAAUCUAAUUCUUGGUGUCUUGAGCGGAGAAUUUUCCAAAGAAAGAGAAAAGGCUAAAGCACGAGGAGACUUUCAUAAAUUGAGAGAAAAACAACAACUAGAGGAAGAUUUAAGAGGUUACCUUGAUUGGAUCACCCAAGCUGAAGACAUUGAACCUGAAGGAGAAGAUAGAAAACAUUCUGAAUCAAAAAACAAAAACAGGGAAACAGAAUCUGCUGAUAGACUUGAAGGUGAUGAUGGAGAAAAGCAAGAUACUUGGUUUGUACAAAAGAAGAAAAAUUUUGACAGAAUUAAUCGCCGUAUGCGUAAAGCAUGUCGGAAAGCAGUAAAAUCUCAAGCAUUUUAUUGGUUGAUUAUCAUACUUGUAUUUCUUAAUACAGGUGUUCUUGCAACUGAACAUUAUCAUCAGCCUCAAUGGUUAGACAAAUUUCAAGAAAUAACAAAUAUAUUCUUCAUAGCUCUGUUUACGAUGGAAAUGUUCCUCAAAAUGUAUAGUCUCGGCUUUCAGGGUUACUUUGUAUCAUUGUUCAAUAGAUUUGAUUGUUUUGUUGUGGUUGGAAGUAUUGGAGAAAUGGUAUUAAGAAGAACUGAUGUUAUGCCUCCAUUAGGUGUAUCUGUUUUACGUUGUGUUCGUCUUUUACGAGUGUUUAAAGUCACAAAAUAUUGGAGAUCAUUAUCAAAUCUUGUUGCCUCUUUACUGAAUUCAAUACAAUCUAUUGCAUCAUUGCUGCUAUUAUUGUUCCUCUUUAUAGUUAUAUUUGCUCUAUUGGGUAUGCAAGUUUUUGGAGGGAGAUUUAAUUUUGGUAAUACUAAAGAUAAACCCCGUAGCAAUUUUGAUUGCUUUUGGCAAAGUUUACUUACUGUAUUUCAGAUUUUGACUGGUGAAGACUGGAAUACUGUAAUGUAUGAUGGAAUUCAAGCCUAUGGUGGUGUUUCAUCGAUAGGAAUUUUGGCAUGCAUUUACUUCAUUAUACUUUUCAUCUGUGGUAACUAUAUUCUGCUAAAUGUUUUCUUGGCCAUUGCUGUUGAUAAUUUGGCAGAUGCAGAAUCUUUAACUGCUAUAGAAAAAGAAGAAGAUGAAGAGGCUGAGAAGCAGCGUAAAUCACAGAGUCCUUCAUUAGGUGGCCAUAAUUGGGAAGAUGAAAAACAGGAAGGAAGUUUUGAGGAUGAAGGCAUUGACGAUGAAGAAGCUAAUUCAGGCGAUGAACCUAAUGAUGGAUCAAUGAGAGAUGAUGGGUCAGGAACAAAAGUGAGACUGGAUGAUAGUGAGGAUUAUGAUGAAGAAAAUGACCAGCAGGACUAUGAAGAAGAAGGUAUCAGAGCAAGGCCCAGAAGACUAUCAGAAUUCAAUAUUGCUACCAAGCAACAGCCGAUUCCUGAUGCAUCUUCCUUCUUUCUAUUUUCUAGCACAAACAGGUUUCGAGUUUUUUGUCAUUGGUUUUGUAAUCACUCUCAUUUUGGGAAUGUCAUUCUUGUAUGCAUCAUGGUAUCAUCGGCACUAUUAGCAGCUGAAGAUCCUAUUGACUCAAACUCGCCUAGAAAUAAGGUUCUUGGCUAUUUUGACCAAUUUUUUACUACAGUUUUCACAAUAGAAAUUUGUCUUAAGAUGAUUUCCUAUGGAUUUGUACUACAUGAUGGAGCAUUCUGCCGCUCUGCUUUCAAUUUAUUGGAUCUGUUAGUGGUCUGUGUUUCAUUGGUUUCUAUGUUUUUCAGCUCAGGUGCAAUAUCAGUAGUGAAAAUCCUAAGGGUCCUAAGGGUUUUAAGGCCUCUCCGUGCAAUCAAUAGAGCAAAAGGUUUGAAGCAUGUAGUGCAGUGUGUGAUAGUCGCAGUAAAAACUAUUGGAAACAUUGUGCUGGUAACGUGCCUCCUAGAGUUCAUGUUUGCGGUCAUAGGAGUACAAUUAUUCAAGGGAAAAUUCAUGAGGUGUACUGAUGGUUCAAAAAUGACAAAAGAUGAGUGCAGAGGAACAUUUAUUGUAUUUGAAAAUGGAGAUUUUACUAAACCCAGUGUGAUGGAAAGAACAUGGGAAAAUAAUAGAUUUCAUUUUGACAAUGUUGCAGAAGCAAUGCUGACUUUGUUUACUGUUUCCACAUUUGAAGGUUGGCCAGGUUUAUUGUAUGUGUCAAUUGAUUCCAAUGCUGAAGAUCGUGGACCUAUUCAUAAUUUUAGACCAAUAGUUGCUGCAUAUUACAUAAUAUAUAUCAUAAUCAUAGCCUUUUUUAUGGUUAAUAUAUUUGUAGGUUUUGUUAUUGUUACAUUCCAAAAUGAAGGUGAACAAGAAUAUAAAAAUUGUGAACUUGACAAAAAUCAAAGAAAUUGUAUAGAGUUUGCAUUAAAGGCGAAACCAGUCAGAAGAUACAUUCCAAAACAUAGAUUUCAGUACAAAGUUUGGUGGUUUGUUACUUCGCAGCCUUUUGAAUAUACAAUAUUUACUUUGAUUAUGAUAAAUACAGUAACUCUUGCUGUGAAAUUCCACCAACAACCUGAAAUGUACACAAAAGUGCUUGAUGUUUUAAACAUUGUAUUUAGUGUGGUUUUCGCAAUGGAAUUCCUAUUUAAACUUGCUGCAUUUAGAUUUAAGAAUUACUUUGGAGACGCGUGGAAUGUAUUUGAUUUUAUAAUUGUACUUGGAAGUUUUAUUGACAUAAUUUAUUCAGAAUUGAAUCCAGGAUCCAGUUUAAUAUCAAUUAACUUUUUUCGAUUGUUUCGUGUCAUGAGAUUAGUUAAACUUUUAAGCAGAGGUGAAGGUAUUAGAACACUUUUAUGGACUUUUAUUAAAUCUUUUCAAGCAUUGCCAUAUGUAGCACUUCUCAUUGUGAUGCUUUUCUUCAUUUAUGCCGUGAUUGGUAUGCAAGUAUUUGGCAAAAUUGCAUUGGAUUCAGGUACUGCUAUCCACAGGAACAAUAAUUUUCAAACAUUUCCUCAAGCAGUUCUAGUUCUAUUUCGUUCAGCUACAGGUGAAGCUUGGCAAGAUAUUAUGCUUGAUUCAUCUGCAAGACCUGGAGAAGUACUGUGUGAUGAACGUUCUGGAGACACAUCAUCAACUUGUGGUUCUAAUAUAGCAUUCCCAUAUUUCAUUUCAUUUUAUGUUCUUUGUUCAUUUUUGAUUAUAAACUUGUUUGUUGCUGUUAUAAUGGAUAAUUUUGAUUACUUAACAAGGGAUUGGUCUAUUCUUGGUCCUCACCACUUAGAUGAGUUUAUUAGACUAUGGAGUGAAUAUGAUCCUGAUGCUAAAGGAAGAAUCAAACAUUUAGAUGUUGUAACAUUAUUAAGAAAAAUUUCACCGCCCCUUGGCUUUGGAAAAUUAUGUCCACAUCGUGUAGCUUGUAAAAGACUUGUAUCAAUGAACAUGCCACUGAAUAGUGAUGGUACAGUUAUGUUCAAUGCAACUCUAUUUGCUGUUGUUCGAACAUCCCUUAGGAUUAAAACAGAAGGAAAUAUUGAUGAUGCUAAUGCCGAGCUUAGGGCAGUUAUAAAGAAAAUAUGGAAACGAACAAGCCCAAAAUUAUUGGAUCAAGUGGUUCCACCACCUGGAGUUGAUGAUGAAGUCACUGUAGGAAAGUUCUAUGCCACUUUUCUUAUCCAAGAUUAUUUUAGGAGGUUUAAAAAAAGGAAAGAGCAGGAAUUAAGGGAUGGUGAUAAAGAAUCACAUAACACAGUAACAUUGCAGGCUGGCUUGAGGACGUUACAUGAUGCAGGACCAGAAUUGAAAAGAGCUAUAUCUGGUAACUUGGAAGAGCUUGCUGAUGAUAAUCCUGAACCAAUGCACAGGCGAAACCAUUCACUAUUUGGAAGUGUGUGGUCUUCAAUGCGCCGCAGACAUGGUAGUAUAAACAGAGCCAGAUCUCUAAAGUCUACUCCUGCCAAUACAAAGAUGAAUCACUUGGAUUUACCCGGGAGAAAUCUUAGAAAGGUGUCGCCCACCAACUCUGUGGAUUACCUUCCAAUAACAUCUUUCCAGAAGACAGUUACUGAAGGAAUGAAUAAUAUAACCAAUCUUACAAGGAACACACUUAUUCCUCAAUUUUCAAGUGUGUUGUCCCAUCCAGACACGAAUAGUCAUAAAUAUGAAGAUGGUAUUCCUCUAAGACCUUUAACUGUUUCAAACGGUGACACUGAAAGAACUUAUCGCCCCUACCAAACAGGAGACAAAAAUUCAAUAAAUUAUCUGCAACUUCCAGUUGCUUAUGGUACUAAAGGUGGAGGAUCCAAUGGAAGUAUAGCCACGGAAAGAUUGUCUUAUUCCUUACCUGGUAGUCCUGCAGAUAGAAGGCCAAAUUUUCCUGAAGUAAUUGGUUCUGCUGAAAGCCUUGUUGGAAGGGUAUUAGCUGAGCAAGGUCUAGGAAAAUACUGUGAUCCUGAAUUUGUGAGAUGUGCAUCUCGAGAAAUGCAAGAGGCCUUGGAUAUGACCCAAGAAGAAAUGGAUAGAGCUGCACACAGGAUCCUCCUGCAAGAGCGCCAAGGUCGACCUUUGUCUUUCCAAAACACUGACAAAAUUCAAACUACACCGAAAAUAUAGCAGAGUGUUGCUGUACUUUGUAUUCAAGUGCCUAAAGUACUUUUGGUCCAAUUUUAAUACAUUUUAUACCAUUAUAGUGCAGGGUACCUUCCUAUUUAUUUCUGCACUGAAAUGUCAAACAUUCAGUGGAUUGUUUCUUCAGAAUUGAAAAGGUUGUGUUUUAAAAGAUCUGCGUCCAAUAUAAUAUGUAUUGGUAAAUUAUAAUAGCUGUUUUUAAAAUUCAUGUGAAUAAACUCUUUUUUGAAUAUGACAUUUGUACUUAAUAUAUUAACAAAAAAUAAAAGUAAAAUGUGAUACAUAUCUUAUUUUAUAAACUGUUUUAAUACAUUUACAAUUAUCAAUUUUUUUAAAGUGAAUUGUGUAAAUUUGUUAAUAUAUAAGAAAUAUCUUAAUUGUGUUAAGUUUAUAUUAUAUAUACCAUUCAAGACUUUGUACAUUGAAAAUAAAUUUGUAUUAAAGAAAAUAAGUGCAUUUGAAAAAUUAGAAUAUGUAUGGUUGGGAAUGCUCACAACUGUGUUAUUGUUAAUUUAGCAAACGCCUAGAGGAAUUGUUCAUUUCUUACAAGUGUUCACUAAAGAAGAAAAGAAAUCUUGAAAGAUUUUGAUAUUGUUAGCUCAAUACUACCAAGACUAGUAAAAUGUAAACUAUAAGUUAACUAUAUAUUAAUAACCCAAAUCAAAAUCAUAUAGAUAUAUUAUAGUUACAUAUUUACUUGAAAUGGUAUGAAUGAUUGUGUCUUUUUAUAUAGGAGAGGUAUUUUACAACUUCAUAAUGAGCUUGUAUAAUUGUUACUGUUAUAAAUUUUGUAUUUCAAUGUAAGAAUGGUUUUGUAAUAAGUGAAUGUACUAGAGAAAAUGGGUUACUAUAUUGAAUAUAUAUUUAUUGUAUAUAUUUUGUAUAAAUAUAUUAUCAUUGGCAAUGAAAGUUCAUCAAAAA
This is a messenger RNA of Nezara viridula (southern green stink bug), 6423 nucleotides long. Lineage: Eukaryota; Metazoa; Arthropoda; Insecta; Hemiptera; Pentatomidae. The record is from the annotation of a GenBank genome assembly.